This is a messenger RNA of Chlamydomonas reinhardtii, 869 nucleotides long. RefSeq lists its product as uncharacterized. NCBI's taxonomy places the organism in Eukaryota, Viridiplantae, Chlorophyta, Chlorophyceae, Chlamydomonadales, Chlamydomonadaceae. Bases 50 to 268 code for a protein of 72 amino acids. The record is from RefSeq and is a predicted model, not a curated record. The transcript has 3 exons.
CGAGCCCAAGAGAAACGGCGCAGAUAGAAAUGUCUGUGUUUGUUUGACUAUGCUACCAGUUAGGCCACUUUGCACUGGCACAGCAGGCAUUCCCAUCGCGAUUGCAUUCCAUUCUAAAUUGCCCGCGCCGCAACCGCCAACUCCCUUUCCCAGCCGACUCCAGCCAUACAGGCGCCCGCGCCAGGAGCUCCAAGCACGCGGACGACUUCCAGGUCGCCGCUGCUCUGGAGACUGGAUGCUGGAGCCUGAGGACUGGUCUGGAGGAUGAAGCUGAAGCUGAAGUUGAAGUUGAGCUAGUUAGGCUGCGCACGUGGUUGGCUGUGGUUGGUCUCUACUGUUCAGUGCGGCUCUUGCACGCGUGUGCGGUUCUAGACUGCAUGUCUAGCACAUUCACGCGCCGGACUUCCACCGGUCCGGUCCGGCAGCGCCCUCGAUUCUACCUCGAGCCUUUGAUGGGGCGCUCUGUCGCUGUGGCUGCUGGGUAAAGCGUAGCCAGGGGGGCUUACGUCCCUUCCUUGGGGUGUGUGAGGAGUUGGUGGACUUCAGACCCCUACGCCGUGUGGGGGGUCGGACUGAGAGGAGAGACUUGACCACAACAAUGCGGGCGCAGCACCGAGUCUCACCCCCGGGCCCAUGAAUGCUUCCAUUGAUGAGCAUUGGCCACACUUGCUCUCUUUGCACAACAUCUUAAUCAUACACUCCAGUACAUCUACCUUCUCGCGCGACGCAUAUCGAUGACACCGUUUGGAAGUUAGACAGGAAAUUAGACCCUGGCCUACCUGCAACUGGGCCCUCUCACGCACUGCGUUAAGCUAGCGCUCUAGCUUAACGCAGAUACAACUUGACCCCCAGAAAGAUUGUCGCUGCCA